Messenger RNA from Hydra vulgaris (swiftwater hydra), 1897 nucleotides. RefSeq names its product alpha-(1,3)-fucosyltransferase B. Gene Ontology annotation, cellular component: membrane. Lineage: Eukaryota; Metazoa; Cnidaria; Hydrozoa; Anthoathecata; Hydridae. Gene Ontology annotation, molecular function: alpha-(1->3)-fucosyltransferase activity. The record is from RefSeq and is a predicted model, not a curated record.
UAAAAAAAAGUAAAAAUGUUUCCGAAUUAUUUGAAAUCUAAAAAAAGUAGAAUCUAAAAUUUCGAGCAGUUUACUAGUAGAGCAGUGAAGCAUACUAAAAGCUGCAUAAUUUGCCAGACUUUCUCUCUACAGCCGCAUCUUGGCGUGAAUGUAACAGUAGAUCAUUCUGCAAAUUGUUGUUUGAAGUUGCUGCAAAGUUUGGUGAAACAAUGCUUUGUGUUUAUGUUUCGCCAAUCAGUAAUUUGUCCUUAUUGUUAUUGCUGAUAAAUGGUUAACAAAUGAGACAUAAUUUAACCAAGGUUAAUCUAAAUAUAGAAAGGAAAGUUAAAUCAAAAACAAUACUGUGAAACAAUAAAACUCAAACGCUAAAUUAAUGUGAAUAUUUUAACUGGAACAUCUCUUCAACACAUCAACAAAAUAUUGUAUUUAAGUAUGUUUUCUUUUCAAAAACAUAAAAAAGUUAUAUUUUCUAUUAUAUUUUUAAUCAUGAGUUUAUUUGCUGCAAUAUUUACUUGCAGUGCAAUGGUUUACAAAGAAGCAAGUACUUUAAAAGUGCAUUCUAAUAAAACAGCAAGAGGAAAAACCUUUGCAAUCAGUUCUACUUUGCAAUUAAAAAAAUUUCGUCAAAAAAAAAAGUUACCGAGUUUAGGAAGUCCGUUUAAUCCAGAAACCUGGAAUAACAAAACAGCAAACUUGAAAAAGAAAUACACUAUCCUGUAUUGGUCGAAAAUACGCGGUCAUGUUGCAAGACUGCAAACAAAAAAAGAAUAUGAAAAAGAUAAACAUGUCUGGCCUUAUACGUAUGUUGGAGAAAAUUGCCCUGUACAAUGUGAAUUAACAAACAAUAGAGCUCGUGCAAAAGAAGCAGAUGCUUUUGUUGUUCAUUCUCGGCUUACGGACGUUUGGGACUUUCCACCUUUUGAGUAUCUUGCACCAUGGAUUCUUCAGAAUAACGAAAAUCCGGUAUAUACUCCAGCUAUAAGUGACCCACGAGUUAUGAGUAAAUUCAAUCUUUUAAUAUCUUAUAGAUUGGAUUCAGAUUUCCCUUCUCCAAUUUAUCCGAUGCCAACUUUAACAAAACCAAUUCCAUUUAAACAAAGACUAGGUAAUGUUUUGGCCGUUUUUUCUAAAUGUGAAGUUGUUCGAACUGAAUACAUGCGUCAAUUGAUGCUGUACACCGAAGUACAUUCGUAUGGUUCAUGCUUAAAAAAUAGGGAUGGACUAAUUGGUUUAUACGGCCAAGUAAACGGAAAGUAUGUUUUUAAAGACUACAAACUGGUACUCACCAGGUUUUAUAAAUUUUCAUUGGUCUUUAUGAACCAAGAUUGCGAUUAUUUUGUAGAUGAUAGGUUAUACCAUGCGCUAGAUACGGGAUCCGUACCUGUUUAUAUGGGUACAAACAAAAUUGACGAAUUUUUACCUGGGAACUUAAAAAACUCAAUCAUAAAGCUAACUGACUUUAACUCACCUAAGGAACUAGGAGAAUAUUUAAAUUAUUUAAGUCAAAAUGAAACUGCUUAUAACCAAUAUCUAUUGUGGAAGACUACGGGAUUUGGAGAUAUAAGUAACACAACUAUCGGGCGUUGGUGGAAACCUAAAUACCCACUAUUUUGUCAGGUAUGUAUGCGUCUUGCACAAGGUGGAUUGCAUGCUGGGCUUGAUCCAGAUGUUUGCAAACCACGAACUUAUUUAGAUUGGAAACUUCAUCCACCAUACGAUAGUAGUUCUUUGUUAAAAUCAACUCAUACAGAACAAAAGCCCAUCAAGCUUCUUUACAUUUUUGUUUUUGCUGGAGCAGUUUUUACUUUUCUUAUUGUAACUAAAGUCUGUUUUACAUUUAAACUAUUUUCAAAUAAAAAAUUGCGUUUCAUUGAAUAUAUAUAAUUAUUUAGUUAAC